GGAACAGGCAUACAGCAUUAACUUUAUGUUCGCAGGCUGCACCAUUUAGCUAGGAAACAUGAGAAGGGUGCGAUAUUCAGAUUCCCGGGCACAGUAUCUCAGGCUUGGUGAAUAAAGCACCGAGGCGACCGCGGUUCGUGUGGUUUGAGCUCAGGAACUUAGAACGGGAACAUGUGAGCAGGGAAUGGGAAACUGGGAACAGGAUUUUACACUAGAGAGAGACGCAGGAGGGGCGCUGAACAGGAAAAUUACCAGGACUUACUGUUGCAGCCGCAAUCAGUAGUAAAGAAAUUCCCGGAAACAUCUGCAAAUAGAAGAUAUUAACGGAAUACAGAACCAAAGAUGAACACAAUUGUGUUUAACAAACUGAGUAAUCAAGUCAUUUUUGAAGAAAAGGCGAAAGAAGUUGAACGGAGCAGCCGAAAUUAUUUAGAAGUAAUUGAUGGACAGCAUCCAGACUUACUCUCAAGCAAUCAGACAAUCAAAGACAACUCUGCCUCCAGGCAUAGAAGAUCUGGGUCCCGGCAGAACGGAGGAAAGGUGCGACAUAAGCGGCAGGCACUUCAGGACAUGGCCCGGCCUCUGAAGCAAUGGCUAUAUAAACACAGGGACAAUCCUUACCCCACAAAAACGGAGAAAAUCUUGCUCGCCCUAGGCUCCCAGAUGACAUUGGUCCAGGUAUCUAACUGGUUUGCGAAUGCCAGGCGGCGGCUGAAGAACACGGUCAGGCAGCCAGACCUCAGCUGGGCCCUGCGGAUCAAGCUCUAUAACAAAUACGUGCAGGGGAACGCUGAGAGGCUGAGCGUGAGCAGUGAGGACACGUGCUCAGAAGAUGGAGAGAACCCCACGCACACCCAGACGGGCGCGGUCGAGUUCAGCAAGCCCAUGUACCAAAGUGUCAUCAAGAAGGAGGGCGCGGUCAUGGGGGCGGGGCUGAGGGCCGACGCCGCGCUGGGAGAGGAUUACGUUUCUCCGCCCAAGUACAAGAGCAGCUUGCUACACCGGUACCUCAACGACUCGCUGCGCCACGUCAUGGCCUCCAACGCCGUCCUGGACGCGCGCAAGAGGAACCACUCAGGGUCUUUCAGCUCCAACGAGUACGACGACGAGCUGCUCUCCCCGUCCUCCUCCGAGACGGAGGCCAACUUCGUCUACCGAGCCGAGACUGUGGACCAUGGAUCAAGUAAAUAUGACAGCGCGCCAAAGGAGAAGGCUCGAGGCAAAGACGAGACGUACUGGAAGGAAAUCAACGCAGCCAUGGCCUUGACCAACCUCGCCCAUGGAAAGGACAGCGUAUCAGGGACGACCAGCUGCAUCAUCCAGAAGUCCUCCCAUAUAUCAGAAAUAAAGACUGUCAAAGUACCCAUGGUGCAGAAGUAUUAGCCCAGCGGAGUCUCACCCGUGCAGCAUUCCACUGAAGAUCCCAGUGAUUUAAGACCUUCAAAAAAAAAAAAUCAAUGGAGACUGAGCACUUGUUUUUUUAUUACAGGAAAGUAUAGGGAAGAGAAAGUAUUGUAAAGAUGUUUUUGUAGUCUUAAACAUUUAUUGUGUUUGUUUUCAUGCACAUGCAUUAAACAAGUGUUGAUAAUUUAGUUUGCUGUCAGCUGCAGUAUUCCGAACGAGACACUUUUAUAUUUUUUAAGUUAUUUGAUAAUUCUGACAUUUUGUAUUCCUAAAUUUGUAUUCUAAUGUUGCCAAAGUGCCUUUUGAAGCAAAAAUGAAAGAAAACAAAUGCUAAUAAUACUGUCCAUGAUACAUUGUGCUCUGAAAUAUAAGGCUUUUCAUUGUUUUUAGAGAGGCAUAUAAACCACAGUUUUAAAACUGUGUUAUUUAAGAGACUGCUAAGAUAAUUAUUCUGACUAUUCUUUCCUUUUUCCCUCUGACAGUGCAAAUGAGGGCCGGGUCUGAAUUUGGGGUGGAGCUGACCUUAAAUAACACCUACCACUCUUAAGCCACCGUAUGGCAAACACACACACACACACACACACAUGCGCAAACACACAGACGCAUGCUGUGUCAAGGGUCUGAUGCCAUUGCACAUGUUUUGUCUGCCUUCUCAUUAUGACUGUAAAUGCAACACUGUUGUGUCUCACCCAGAGAAACAAUGACCUGCCAACAAUAACUGUGAACACACAGAUAUGCCAGCUCAGUCAGUGGACCUUUUGGUGUGAGUGGUUCAGAGGGAAAACUGAUUGGGUAGCUUUACCGUGCCCAUGGCCAAUGGUUACUGACUUCCCUCGCUGCCUUUUAACACCUUGUCCUUGGAUUCUGUGUUCCAAGUCAAGGGACCUGGGGGUUUGGAGCUUUUGACCUUUCGCCUCAAAAGCUCAAACAUGUUUUUGCAAAUGCAUGUAUACAGGUCUUCAGGUUUGUCAUGAUUUAUUUUCAUACUUUCCAGUAAAAGACCAGCUUUUUAAACCAGCUGAGGUCAUAACCGAAAAGGGAGGUUCUUUAUUUGUGUUAUCAUUCUGUGUUUAUAUUAAUAAUUCUGCCUUUGCAUAUGGUUCUGUUCAAACCAAGAUACUUAAAAUGCUUUUUUUUCAAGACAAGUUCACCAGCCUUUUUGAUCCACUUUCUCCUGUCAGAUGUUUAAAAUUACAUUCAAAUUGUUGUUUACAAGAAGCUGGAGACGGGCCUAUGUGUUUGACUUUUUUGUUUCUUUUUUAAAUCACGUGUUUCAGUAUUAUUUCUCUGUCAGUGAGCAAGUGUUCAACGGUUUGUUUCUGUCAGUUUGUUUUUGUCAGUUGCUCUGUUAUAUUGAAUGUUUUUUCUUUUUUCCAUACCACAUUAACUAUUGUUCUCUGUAUGUUUUACACAAUGGAUUUUCCAUACAAUCGUAUAAAGUAUGUGAAUAUGUUAUACUCUUAGUUGCAAUGAAUCCCCAGUAUUGAACUGAGAGAAGAUCGAGCAUGACUGUAUGAGCAAACAGUAGUUGGCUCUUCUUGCUGAUGAAAGUUAUGUGUAUCUUGAAGGUACUGUUAGUCGGUCAAAGUGUACAAUUCAUAGUUGUUUUGUGCAGUUGGGCCCUGUUUUGACUAACUACAUGCAGUGGUCAAGCGGCCAUAAGCGUUUUGACAUGGAAAAGCUGCAGUUACUUUAAGAUGUUCACCUAUUGUGAAUUAACGAAACACUACGGUCUGCUUUUUUCCGUCCUGUGCUAGUGUUCAGUUGCAGACCCGUUGAGCCAGUAUUGAGAAGUUUGGGUGGAGAAGCCCCAUGUGUUAGACGUAUUCAUAUGCAUACCCCGUAAGGUCUGCUACUUUAGCAUGCCUGUGAAAGUAAAAAAGAAAGACUGUGGUCAGCCCAGGAGCUGUUUGCUCAUGCGGUGCUGUGCUCCACAUGUGUUUUACAUACCCAUGAUCCUCUGAGGAAGGCUGUAGGGCACCGCUGGGCACAGUGUAUGGUUCUAAUACCUUUGAUAAGUUUGUGGAAACCACCUUUCACCUCACAUGGAAUCUGACUGUCAGAGAGGUGUCAAAGAAUAGAGAGGCCAUUGUAAGUCGGACCCAGCAGAACAUGCGUGUAACUGUAUACAGUCCGGUGCUGUACUCCGCUCGAAUGAACACGGACAAUAGCUGAAACCGCAAAGCAUUUACUUACAGUUACUGUUCGUACUUUAGAAAACAUGUAAAUUAUUAAGGACUGUAUAAAAAAAGGAAAAAACUAGAAACUAGUGAAAAUAGUCUGGUGUUUGUUAAUUUUUUUUCCCAUUUGUUAAAUUAUAUAAUUUUUUGCCAUUUUUGUUAGAGACUGGAUGUUUAUCCAAUGACCAAAUGCAUAAUAUCACAUCAUAAUGUUUGAUUUGCUUUUACUUAAAAGUGUUUAAAAAAAAAAAACUAUUGCUAUUUCUCCUGGGAAAUGAAUAAACAUUUUAAAAUAUUUUA
Anguilla rostrata (American eel) is the source of this 3884-nucleotide messenger RNA. It is a transcript of the gene mkxa, whose product is annotated as mohawk homeobox a. Gene Ontology annotation, molecular function: DNA-binding transcription factor activity, RNA polymerase II-specific; RNA polymerase II cis-regulatory region sequence-specific DNA binding. Gene Ontology annotation, cellular component: nucleus. The record is from RefSeq and is a predicted model, not a curated record. Gene Ontology annotation, biological process: muscle organ development; regulation of transcription by RNA polymerase II; cell development. NCBI's taxonomy places the organism in Eukaryota, Metazoa, Chordata, Actinopteri, Anguilliformes, Anguillidae. The transcript is spliced from 7 exons. The coding region runs from base 343 to 1383 and encodes 346 amino acids.